AUGGGUUGGCUCUGGGCCUCCUCUCCGUCGCCCCCGAAGCCGGCGCCGCCGGCUCAGGAAGACGCCGCCGCCACCACGACCAACAACAAGCCAUCCUCCUCCUCGACAGCUGCCCCCAACAACGUGGACCCCGAAGUGCAGAAAUUCCUCGACUUCCUCGACAACUCCUCCGCGCCCCAAUCCUCUAAGAAGCCCUCCCCACCGACGACCAAAGAAGAUGGCUCCCUGUCAUGGAUAUCCUCCAUGCUCAAGUCCUCCACCCCGGAAGACCCGAGCAUAGUACACGUGCCCCCGCGCGACGCCGUCUCCGAGUCCCUCCUCCCCACAGACAUGUCAUGCCGCCAGGCCUUCGACCUGGCAUGGGGCUGCAACUCGGUGGGCGGCCAGUGGAACGCCGUCUACCGCUACGGCGAGAUGCGCUCGUGCUCCGACCAGUGGGACGACUUCUGGUUCUGCAUGCGCACCAAGUCGUUCACGGGCCCCGCAAAGGCCGAGGCCAUCAAGGAGCACUACCGUGAUAGGGAGCACUCACGGUACUACGCCCCCGGCCGUAGGAGCAGCGAGGAUGUCUGGAAGCCCCGCGAGGAAAAGGUUGCUCCCGGCACGGCCUUCAGCCACAAGAUUGAGCUGCCAUCCUCGUCGACCGGCGGCGUCAAUGAUGACGAGUGGAGGAAGCAGGAGAAUGAGCGCAGGAGGCAGGUCAGGGAGAAGCUGGGCGUGGAGGAACCUACACCGUCGCCCUCGUCGAGUUAG
Messenger RNA from Geosmithia morbida, 753 nucleotides. Its product is annotated as Protein of unknown function (DUF3128). The transcript has a single exon. NCBI's taxonomy places the organism in Eukaryota, Fungi, Ascomycota, Sordariomycetes, Hypocreales, Bionectriaceae. The record is from RefSeq and is a predicted model, not a curated record. The coding region runs from base 1 to 753 and encodes 250 amino acids.